This is a messenger RNA of Vombatus ursinus (common wombat), 624 nucleotides long. It is a transcript of the gene CCL22, whose product is annotated as C-C motif chemokine ligand 22. The transcript is spliced from 3 exons. Gene Ontology annotation, molecular function: chemokine activity; CCR chemokine receptor binding. Bases 118 to 402 code for a protein of 94 amino acids. Gene Ontology annotation, biological process: cellular response to tumor necrosis factor; cellular response to interleukin-1; positive regulation of GTPase activity. Gene Ontology annotation, cellular component: extracellular region. The record is from RefSeq and is a predicted model, not a curated record. Lineage: Eukaryota; Metazoa; Chordata; Mammalia; Diprotodontia; Vombatidae.
UUUCAAAGUGGGCUGUGGGUGUAGUGGCCAGGCUAGACGAGAUUAAAUACCAGCCAGACCCUCUUCAUUCCUUGAUCAAGAUCACUGGCUCAGGGUGAGGAUAGACACCAGAGAACUAUGCUCUACAUCCAGGCAACCCUGCUGGUGGCCCUGAUCUUGGGCAGUUCUCUUCCAUUCACUCAAGCAGGCCCCUAUGGUGUAAACAUGGAAAGCAGCAUUUGUUGCAAGGACUUCGUUUCGUUUCCCCUGCCUUUGAAGGUUCUGACCCGUUUCUUCUUCACUUCCAACAACUGCCGGAAACAUGGAGUGAUCCUGCUAACAAUGAAAAAUCGUCAGAUCUGUGCAGACCCUCAGAAGGCCUGGGUGAAGCAUGCCAUCAUGGCUCUCAAAAAGAAACACUGAGAAGAGGUCCAGCCUCGCUAUGGAAGCACUGAAUGUCUCUCUUUCCAGACGUUCCUAGAUGCCUCCUCCUUGAUCUCCAUUCUUUAUGGGCGAUCGAUAUCAAUAGUUACUGUGUGCAGUGUUGGGCCAUGCCCAGAAGAAAUAAGGCUAAGGUCUGCAGUACCCACCCAACCAGUCUGAUUUCAAUUUUAAAGUGUGCCAAAUACAUGACAUUUCCCACUA